AAUAUGGCGGGGAGGAGGAGGAGAAGGCGGCGGUGGACCGAACUGUGCUCUGUCAGUACCACUUGAGCCUUGCGGACGAGGCCCGAAGUGAGGGGAGGAAAACCGACGGGAGUGUGAGGAAGCACACCAAGUGUGAUUGUGGGAAAAUGGAGGAAUAUGAGAAGUUCUGCGAGAAAAGUCUCGCCACAAUCCAGGAAGCGUCACUAUCCAGGGAGAACUUUUUACCUGCACAAUCUGAAAGCAUCUCGCUAAUUCGCUUUCACGGAGUGGCUGUCCUUUCUCCACUGCUUAACGUUGAGAGACGAAAGGAGAUGCAACAGGAAAAGCAGAAAGCACUUGAUGUAGAAGCAAGAAAGCAGGUGAAUAGGAAGAAAGCUUUAUUGACUCGUGUCCAGGAGAUUCUUGAAAAUGUCCAGGUUAGAAAAGCACCGAAUGCCAGUGAUUUUGAUCAGUGGGAGUCAGACACUGUUUACUUUAAUUCCGAAACACACGUGACUGUUCCUGCUACACUUCCAAACAGCCCUCCUGAACACUCUACUUCAGCAAAUCUUCAAAAAAUAACUGGGAUUUUGCCUUUGGGUAAUGAGGACCAAUUUAAAUCAAAUGGAGUAGACUUAGCUAGUGACUCAGAAGAAUUUAGCUCUCUAAAGCAAUGUGAUGGUUCAGAUAUUAGCCACGUAAAAAAUGAAGCUUCUCCAAAGAUCUCACAAGAGACGCUAUUUUCUGAUAGUCAUGUCCCCAAAAAUGAAGAACAAGAUACAUCACUUUUGGAAGAAGUCACUCCUGAUCCCUAUAUAAUGAGUCUUCAAAACCUGAUGAAAAAAUCAAAAGAUUAUAUAGAAAGAGAACAAUCCAGACGCAGUCUGGGAAGCAGCACAAAGAGGAGUCUUAAUGAGAGUCAUUCAGACAAAGAGAAUGAUGCUGUUAAAGUGACUGACUCUGUAAAGGAGAAAGCCCAGUUGACAGGCAAAAACUCAGUCAUUCCCGACAAACCAAGCCUUAACAAGUCAAAUGUUCUUCUCCAAGGUGCUUCCACUCAAGCAAGCAGCACAAAUUCAUCUGUUCUAGGGAGCUUUUCUAAAGUAGAUAUAACUAUACAAGCUGGCCAUCCAACUGUUUUAGAUUCUGACUCUGCUUUUAAAGUGAUUUCCACUCUUGUUCCUGAAAAUAAUGUUAACAAAAGUCUUACUGGUUCAUAUGCCAAAUUACCUAGUCCUGAGCCAAGUAUGAGUCCUAAAAUGCAUCGAAGACGUUCUAGGCCAUCAUCAGCCUGUCACAUACUCAUAAAUAACCCAAUAAAUGCCUGUGAAUUAAGCCCUAAAGGAAAAGUGCAGGCAGUGGAUUUAAUCAUUCAAGAUACUGAUGAGAAAGCAAACAUACCAAAAACCAUGCCAAAGUUACCACUGGAUGUGGCUGAAGGUUGUCCAAGCAAAGUUUAUGACAGCAGAAAUAUGUCUCAAACCGUGGAAGAAACGGCUUUAAGUAAAUCAAAUCAGGUAUGUCCAUCUUCAGGAAACCAACUAGUAACUAAAAUUCCUCAUGGACUUGAUGCUGAGGAAGGUCAGGUAACAUCUGAUGGGAGAGGACCACACACAGUGGAUGCUACCGCAGUGCCGAGAUUGCAUGAACCAUGUGGCCCCAGUCAAUGUGUAGUGAGCCACAACUUUGAGACCGUGAGUGGACUUAAGUCAGCCAGUGUGCUACAGAAAAAUGACAGCUCCCAGAUGGAACUGAAUAAGUCUUAUGAUGUAAAGAACCCAUCUCCUUUACUGAUGCAAAACCAGAACAGUAGACAAGAGAUGGGCACACCCAGGGUGUCCUAUGGAAAUGAAGAGCUUUUGGAAAACAGUCUUGAGAAAGUUAAGCGGAAACUAGAUUUAGAGAUUGACAGUUUGCAGAAAGAAAACUACCCCUAUGGUACAACUGGAAUAGCUGACCAGGAAAGGCAACCUUUGUUAGAGAAAAGAUACCCGAAGGCCUCUGUCUGCGUUAACAAGAAUAAAAUGUUAGAAAGUAGUUCAAAAGAAGGCGAGGAGAUCUUAAAAAGCAAAAUGCUAGCUUUUGAAGAAAUGCGGAAGCGACUGGAAGAGCAGCAUGCCCAGCAGUUAUCACUACUGAUAGCUGAGCAGGAGAGGGAACAGGAAAGACUGCAGAAGGAAAUAGAAGAACAGGCGAACAUGUUAAAAGAGAAGAAGGCAGUUAGAACAGCAGGCUCGGAAUUGGACGGUAACACUGCGGUGGAGGUAGAAUGGAGACAAAUAAGUGAUUCUGGCUUGCUUGAUACGAUGCUGUCUCAAGUGGAUUCAUUCCAUACUACAAAUAAUUCUGCUUUCACAAAUUCAACCCUACAACAUAGCUUUAGUUCUGCAAGUGAAUCGUCAUUCUACCUCUGGGGAUCAUCAAGUAGCGGUUUGACUAAAAUCUCCGUAAUAAGACCCUUUGGAAGGGCCAAAACUAGAUGGUCUCAGGUUUUCAGUGCAGAAGUACAAGCAAAAUUCAACAAAGUAAGUGCAGUGGCAAAAGGAUACCUGACUCGAAGGCUCAUGCAGACAGAGCGGCUGAAGCAACUUCGACAAACUGUAAAAGAUACUAUGGAGUUCAUGCGAAGUUUUCAGUCAGAAGCACCAUUAAAGAGAGGAAUUGUUUCUGCACAAGAUGCCUCCCUUCAAGAAAGAGUGCUAGCACAGUUGCGAGCUGCCCUGUAUGGUAUUCAUGACGUAUUCUUUGUAAUGGAUUCAGCUGAAAGAAUGUCUAUUCUACAGCAUGACCGGGAAGUUCAAAAAGAGAAAAUGCUCAGGCAAAUGGAUAAAAUGAAAAGCCCACGAGUAGCUCUUUCAGCUGCAACACAGAAGUCUCUUGAUAGGAAGAAAUACAUGAAAGCCACUGAAAUGGGAAUGCCAAAUAAGAAAAUUCUUGUUAAACAAAAUCCUUCUGAAACAAGAGUCCUUCAGCCAAACCAAGGACAGAAUGCACCUGCUCACAGGCUACUUAAUAGACAAGGAACCCCUAAGACUUCAGUGAAGGGGGUUGUGCAAAAUAGACAGAAGUCUUCACAGAGCAGAGUGUCUAACCGAGCGCCUGUGUCAGGAGUAUAUGCAGGAAAAAUCCAAAGAAAGCGGCCAAAUGUUGCGACAAUUUAAGAAGACAACAUUCACUAGGAUAAGAAGGGAAAGCUACUCUUCAUAUUCAUUGUCUCCGCCACAGACCCUGCCACAUGAAUGUCAGAGGGCGCGGUUUGCUUAAUUCCUGUCCCACACUGCUCUCCAGAGCGGUUUGGUGGGGACAAGUGAUUGCCACUUAUCUGUGCUUAACCUGCACUCACAUAAGCUUGUUUUAGAAGUGCAGAUGUCUACGGAAAUCCUUUUUCGGAACUUAAAGGACAUUCGGUUUAUUUUAUAGGUUAUUGAAAAGUUGUGACAAAUUCUAACUAAUUUCUAAACAUAAAUUUCAUUCAUCUCUACAUACUAAUUAUUUACUUUCAUAAACACAUUAGAUACUGUUCUAAUCAAGGAGAAAUUGCAGAAGAAUUUCCCUCCUGAUUUUGUAACUUAAAAUACUGAUUUGCCUUUCAAUCUGCAUAUUCUUCGACUCACAGUAUAAUCAUAGAGGAUACAACUUUUGCCUGCUGGCCAAGGAUGGAGCUGUGGAGUUGUGGGUUACCAUAAGUACACAUUCCUGUCAACAGCUAGUUGUCUUUGGAAAUCAUUGGUUUCACAUAGAUUACCCAAUACCUCAAACUCCUGGUGAGCAUUUCUGCUAGACUUUAAGCUCCUUUCUUCAAUGGAGGGUAACAGAUUGGAGGAAGAUGGCACUGUCUUCUUGAAUGUAGCCCUUAAGAAUUCUUUGUUACAUCUAUUUCUGUAAAUGAGAAUGACAUGUGGCAUGCAGUAACAUUUUCUAUUUAGCCCACAUAUUUUGUAUCUCUAUAGUCUGCUUUUUCUAGCAUGCUUGAUUGAGGGGAGAGUAAAGGGCUAUAUAGGAUAACAAUUCAGAUUUUCAAAGGGAGUAGUAAUACUAAGGGACUUCAAAAAGUUGUGGCAAAAUAGAACAGGUAAUUGAAUUUUUCCAUGAACUUUUUGAAGCCCCUUCAUAUUAUCUGGUUGAAAUUCUGCAUUCCUUAGCGCUAGUAAUGAUCACCUUUGUUUUUUAUAUCACUAGUAUGUUCAUUUAAAAUAUAAACUAACAAAUGUUAACAAGUAGGAUUUUAUGAAGGAGAAUGCCUCUACAUCUUAUCACACCAUUUCCAAAAAGGGCUUUAUGCUUCUCCCAUAAAAUUGGAAUUGUGUACAUUGAUCUUUAUAACUUGAAUUUUGAAGAGAUACUGGUAUUUGAAAACAAAAUUAUAGACAUUCUUAAUAUCCCUUUAAGAAUAUGGAGAUAAAAAUUGGUUUUUUUUUUCCCUUCAAUUUUCUGGUCCACUUAAAAUUCAGUCUUUGCAUCCAGUUAUAGACAGAAAGUAACCACUCUGCGUGUGAACUUGGUUUCCUUUAUUGAGGUGUGCCAUUGACUCAAUGGGUAAACAGGAGCUUUAGAGGACAGACGACACGUGUGUACCUGGUUUAAAAAUGGCAAAGUAUAGCAGAUCACAUUUAUUUGUUUGUUUGUUUUUGGUGACCCCGAUGUGAUUAAUAUAAGCCAUGCUUUAUCAUUCUGAAAACUCAGGAUAUAGCUUACUCAUAUCAUGGGUCUCUCCCAUAAGAAAAGUAGAUGCUAAAAGUUUUGUGUAUGGUAAUUAGCUGAAAUAGAUAGUGUUUUAGAGAACAUUACAACUAGUUUUUGAUUAAGGAUGGAAAACGAGUGUUUUUUUUAAGUUAAACAUAAAAAGCUUGUGUGUUUUACACAUUUUUAAUAUUCAUAGCUUUUUUUUUUCUCAUAAAAGUGCCAGAUACUAUUUUGUGUUUUGGU
Echinops telfairi (small Madagascar hedgehog) is the source of this 4905-nucleotide messenger RNA. RefSeq names its product centriolar coiled-coil protein 110 (gene CCP110). The record is from RefSeq and is a predicted model, not a curated record. Lineage: Eukaryota; Metazoa; Chordata; Mammalia; Afrosoricida; Tenrecidae. The transcript is spliced from 15 exons. Gene Ontology annotation, cellular component: centriole. The coding region runs from base 147 to 3140 and encodes 997 amino acids. Gene Ontology annotation, biological process: centriole replication; centrosome duplication; regulation of cytokinesis.